This is a messenger RNA of Peromyscus leucopus (white-footed mouse), 665 nucleotides long. Its product is annotated as zinc finger protein 75D-like. Bases 99 to 665 code for a protein of 188 amino acids. The record is from RefSeq and is a predicted model, not a curated record. The transcript is spliced from 3 exons. Gene Ontology annotation, biological process: regulation of DNA-templated transcription. NCBI's taxonomy places the organism in Eukaryota, Metazoa, Chordata, Mammalia, Rodentia, Cricetidae.
UCAUUUAUUGGUUCUUGCAUCAAACCUGAUGGUGCCUCAAUUGUGAAAGGUGUAUCAGCGUCUCCCAGAAAAGUAAAACUGUUCUUUAGCAAGUGACGAUGAGUGAGGUGAAGGAAGAUGGGUGCUUUAACGCUCACGUGGGGGGUGUGCAGAAUAGUAAUCUAUCUAUGCCAGACAGCUCAAACCAGAAUAGGAAUGAUAGCUCACAACCCGAAAGCCAUCCUCCGGAAAGUGCUCAGCAGCAGUUCCGGAACUUCUGCUACAAUCAAGUACCUGGACCACUAGAGGCUGCCAGCAAGCUUCAUGAAUUAUGCUUUCAGUGGCUGAUGCCAGAGACCAACUCAAAAGAGCAGAUCCUGGAAGCUCUGGUGCUAGAGCAGUUCCUGAACAGUCUGCCCCAGGCAAUGAAGAACUGGGUGCAAAAGCAUUUUCCACAGGAUAUCAACCAGGCCGUGGCUCUGGUCGAAAGCUUGCAGACAGAGCCUGAUGCAGUGCCCAACAAGGGCUUGUUGACAUUUGAAGAUAUAGAGAUGCAUUUUUCUAAGGAGGAAUGGUGUUCACUGGAUCCUUCUCAGAAGACACUCUACAGUGAUGUAAUGCUGAACAUCUACAAGAUGGCCACCUCUCUAGGUAUUAGCAUUAUUCAUGGUUCUCUAGAGGAAUAG